ACAUUCAAGAACGGACCAAUGCGUUUAGUUGAGGUGGACUUGUUUUGUUUUGGUUAGCCACCGGGGCCGACGUUUUGUUAACAAUGCGACUGUUAAUUAACAGUUUAGCAGUAAAGAAAUAUUAGUCUCUAAUAUUUUUGGCUAUGGGGUCACUGAAGUUCAACGUUGGACAAGACAAUUCAGCGACGGCGGCCACAGUCGCAGAGGCUAAGUUGGUGUGCCAGGGAGUAAACAACCACAGCUUCAUCUGUGAGUCGGGUCACUGCUGUGGAGAGACACAGUGCUGCAGCUACUACUAUGAACUGUGGUGGUUCUGGUUGGUGUGGACUCUGAUCAUUAUCCUGACGUGCUGCUGUGUUUGUCAGCACUGGCGCGCCAAGCAGCGCUUCCAGCAGCAGCGCCGGCAGAACGAGAUCAACCUCAUCGCAUACAGAGAGGCUCACAACAACUCUCACCUACCCCUCUAUCUCAGAUUCUUGCCCACCUAUCUGCUACCAGCCUAUGAAGAAGUAGUUGACCGCCCAGUCACGCCUCCUCCUCCCUACACCCCUCUUCAGUCAGCACCUCCACCCACAGACCCACCUGAGGAAUCUCCUUGCCCCAACUCGGCCGUUUCCAUCCUUAGUGAAGCUAAUGCAGCACUCCCUGCUACUCCAGAGGUCACGCAGACCCACCUUCACAGCGCUCACAACCCCAACAAGGACUCGACGCCGGGCAGGUACCGGCGCUUCACAGGAGAUUCAGGGAUUGAAGUGUGUGAUGGCCAGGAACAGUGGGAUCAGCACGGCUUUUUAGAAAGAGAAGAAGAGACAGAGGAAGAGGGGGCGGGGCAAAUGGAGGACCCAUGUGAGCAUUGUGGUCCCCAGACCUUUGAACACAGCCAUAUUAGUGAUGCAGUCAUUCAUGAAAACACAGAUGAACACAUAGCUGUGGAUACAGAGCCACAGUCUCUUAGGUUGAAACGUUUGGAAUUUCAGUGUGUGGACAGCCUCUCCUUUUCCUUUGUUGCUGUUUGGUGUCCUGCAGCGAUACCCACUGGGGUUGGAUGUGCACACUGUUAACCUUUCUUGCUUUACCUGGAACACAGCCAGCAGUUUCAACCAGAUUGUGACUUGGGUAAAGGCUCGGCACAGUCCAGCAUCAAAUGUCUGAAUGGGCUCGCAACUAAUGGAUUGGCAGAGUAGAGCAGGCUUAACACUUGGCAUGUAUGUCGAGUCUUUUGUUAACAGAUCCCUUUUAUUCAUUUUAUCAUGAACAAAAAAAACAGGGAACAAACAUCGGACCCAGUGUUGGUCAGACAUGUUCAUACAUAUGAGUGAGCAUAAUUAGUGUGCAUCUGCAAGGGGGGGGUAAAACAUCCCUACCUACAUACAUACAUACAUACAUACAUGUGAAAAAGUUAUAAAGGAGGCAUGUAUACACAUACACUGACUCACAACUGAAUUAAAAAGAAAUACGACCUGUAUAAAAUAUGAAUAAUAGGACAUAAAUAUAAAACAUAACCGAGAUGAUAUAGAGAAAAAAGGAACAAUAAAGAUAGUAACUAUUAUGAGUAAAUUUGAGUACAGCAAGAAAAAAGAAUAUUAAGAUAGAAAAGACAUGUUAUUCGAUCCAGUAAAACUCUGUCCAGCAGAAUAAUGUGGAAGGGAUUUAAAAAAACUGCCCUCGGAUUAAAUGUGAAAUACAAGCUCGUAUGCCAGCUAUAUAUAAUGUAUUUUUUAUAUAAAAGUAGAGGUGGUGUAGGCAUUACUCAGGAAUAGUCAAAGAGGACAGCUUUUUCACAGGUAAAGAAGGUUGUUGCCACGUUGUGUCAAAUUUUGAGGAGGAACCUUUCAGUCUGAGUCAGAUACGUCCAUGGCUCACACAGUGGUGUAUGUCAAGUCUUGUUAUUCUUAAAGCAGAGCCAAUAGAAAUCAUGCAGAAUGUGACCAGACAGGUCCCAUGCAGGAAGGACCCAUAGGCAGCAGUUUUAGAGAAGCAUCAGACCGCUGCUCACAGACCAGCUUCUGCUGGGACGCAGAGAGAGAAUCAAGUCCAAAUGAAAAGGCUUAGUCUGGAAGAAAAUAGUGCGAAAACGUUUCUUUAAAAUGCUAAAUAGAGUUGGUGAGGGGGGAAUAGAAAAUUAGACUAGAUUAUAUGAAAAUAAGAAUAGGAGAAUUGAAUUUGAAUACUACAGUGUGCAUUAUUCAUUCUACUGUUAUUUCUUAACAAUGUCAAGAUUUUGAAACUUGAGUACACGUGAUAGCAUGCGAGAAAUAUGUGGCAGAGAGACAGAACAUAAGAUAUAGAGAUUAGGGUUAUCGCAGGGCACAUGAACAUCAGGAACAAAAAGCUUACUGCAGUAGUGGGCAUGGCAGAAGGGGGUUAUUUGAUUGUAUUUGCUUUUUUGAUGGAAUUUUAUUUUCUGAUGGAUCAAAAGAAAUUUUUAAUAUUGUAAAAUCAAAUUUGGCCCUUUUUUUGCAAAACAAAGCAUUGGAAUACUUACAUAACUAUAUUGCGAUGGUAACUAAAUUCUGUAUACAUAAAUGUAGAUAUUUAAAAGUUAUUCCAAGGUUUUCAGCUUUAACAAAUGACUUGAAACUUUACUUUAAAUCUAUAAGAAAGUGUAAUGUUUUAAGAUUGUGUGAACCCCACCCACUUUUCUAUGAAUUUUGUUUCUGUACUUCAUUAUUUUAUUUAUUUUUUCUUGACUUUAUAAUUUACUGCUGCCUGGAUUAUUCCCUGCAUGUUUUAUACAGAUGCAACACCUAUGUGUUGUUUCUGAAAUGUUGGUUAAUAAAAAUAUCAUAGGACAUGGACAUUGAAGGAGAUAAUUAACAAAGAAGAAGAGGAAGGUGAAGCGAUGAAGACACCAUUGCAGGGUGACAAAUGUAAAGUAGCAGUGAGAACUAGAAAUAAAGCAUUCAUUCAAACUAGUGAAAACACAUCAUUUCCAGCAUAUGGUUCGGUACAAAAACGCUGAGGCAGUAGCAGUGAGGAGGACAAUAAGACAGAGCGACAUAGUGGAGAAAGAAAGGAAGAAUUAAAACGGCACUGGCUAAACGUGAGAAGACUGCACCAGGGAAAGAUGAAAUAUGUUACAUCAUGUUGAAACAUUUAAGUAUGGAGGGACUGAAGAAGCUGUUGCUAUUAUGUUCAGUUUUUAUGUUCUUUGCAAAAAAGAAAGUCAGGGAGCGUAAUAAUCUGAAAUUAUAUGGAAAUAUUUUAGUGAGUGUGGGAGUAUGUUUUGACCUGAGAUCAACUUGGAGAGCACAUUAGAAAUGUGGUGAUAAGUGUAAACAAGCGAUAAAUGUCAUGAGGUGUCUUGCAGGAGGGGAGUGGGGAAAUAUGUAUAUAUAUAUAUGUGUGUGUAAUCAGUUUAAGGCUAGACUGUGGAAGUACUGUAUAUGGAUCAGCAGCAGAAUCUGUACUUAAUACAGGCUGGGGCUCUGAGGGUGUGUUCAGGGGCAGUGAGAACACCAGUGUGCACUUCAAGCUGAGGCAGGAGAAAUCAACUGCAACUAUCGGAUCAGUCUGAGGGGGCAUGGACAUAGUCGUCCAACGAAAUGGGCCUUGCAGACAUGCUGGUAGAAGGAAGGGACACAAGGGACAAGGUUUGGUUGAACGGGCUCAUAUGGCAAGAGAUAUGAGAGUGCAUGAUGAAGACUUGUCCGGCUGUGGUGUGGCCUAUUAGACCUGAUGUGUAUUAGAACAUCGAUGUGUAGAUCUGGGACUGCUGAAGAUCAAGCACAGUAACAAAACCACCGAUUUAAUUACUGAAGAGUCAUAUGUGGACUAUUCAUGGAUUUUCAAAGGAUCCACAAGCAGAUGCAGCAGGGUCUGCAGUGUGGUUCCCAGUUACCAGGCGGAAAAUGCCAAAAGAGCACUGACUGCACUCUGCUGCAGCAGGUCAGCAGUGGUUAGUCAGGGGUCCCAGCACACUCAGGUCCCCUGGAAAAGAAAAGCGGUCAGAAAACACACAAUCCCAAAUAAUGUAGGCACGGUAAGAAGCGGGGACCCUAAGGGGACGGAACAAGAACCCCACCCUGGCCGGCUGUUUGGCGCCUAACUCUGGAACAUGUACAGUGAGGGAGAA
Molecule: messenger RNA, 4075 nt
Organism: Siniperca chuatsi (mandarin fish)
Lineage: Eukaryota; Metazoa; Chordata; Actinopteri; Centrarchiformes; Sinipercidae
Gene: wbp1la
Product: WW domain binding protein 1-like a
Exons: 5
Coding region: 144-1061 (305 amino acids)
Source: RefSeq, a predicted model, not a curated record